AAGAAACGAUCAAGUUUUUUCCCCUUAAUCUUGUAUCCUUUUUUCUUUUUGUAAAUCUAACGAAAUAAUAUGGGAGAAGGUGUUUGUUUUGGCCGCUACAUUGUUUUCUACGCUAUAUUGUUGUAUUACGUUGCAUUUUGUUCAGUUUCCACCAUCCAUUUCCUCAUACCAUUCACUCUCCGUCUCAUGCACAUUGGUUGGCUCAUUUUUAUCGACAAACGAUGGAACGUUCUUGCUGUUCUUUUAUGUUUAGCCGCCUUUGUUCGCUACACCUUCUUCAAGAGCAACAAAGCGUACUCAGCUGAGUUCGAAGAUGACCUCGUUGAUUUGCCGUUUCAAUCGUCAUUCAUGACUUUUGAGCUGCCCUCGCAUCCACCAUUGUCUCCUCCUUCUUCUUUGCUAUCUCCACCGUCGUCUCCGCCUUCUUAUUUCACUUCUUCAGCACGUUCAUCUUGCUCGCCUUCGUGGUCUUCUUUACAGUCAUCUCCACGUUCUUCAUUUUCGUCGCCUAUGUCUUCUCCACCGCCUCCUCCUCCACCAGUCAAAAUAAGGAAAAGAGACUACGUUAGGAUGGCUAGCAAUGCCAGUCUUAGCUCUGAAGAUUCUGGUGAUAGCGACAUUGAUAUUAAAGCUGAAAUGUUUAUCGCUCACUUCAAAACUCGACUCAUGUUUGAGAAUGAGAGACUACACGAAUGCGCGAGCAAACCGUGCGAUCCUAUUACUAGUAAUUACUAAUUAAUUACUGCUCUGAAUCUUAGAAAGUUUGUUAAUAUUUGAUCAGUCAUGUCUUCACGAUAUGUUCUACCUAUAAUUCACCACACAUGCAUUGUUUUUUUUUUUUGCAAUAACAAUACCAAGUUCAAGUUGUGUACAUAUGUUUUUACAUACAUGCAGUCACCUAUUGUGGAUGUAAGCACCAUUCAGCUUAAAUAGGGAAAUAUAGUAUUACAAAAAUAAAACAAACCAAACAAACUGUCAUGAGAAAACAAAAUUCGAAAACCCUUCUGAGAAAAGGAAACCCAA
This is a messenger RNA of Eruca vesicaria subsp. sativa (arugula), 1023 nucleotides long. Lineage: Eukaryota; Viridiplantae; Streptophyta; Magnoliopsida; Brassicales; Brassicaceae. The record is from the annotation of a GenBank genome assembly.